AUGUCGUUUACUUCCAUCCCUGUGCUUGACCUCUCCCUGGCCUCGUCGCCAACGACGAAACCAGCAUUCCUCGCCGACCUGCGCUCCGCCCUUAUGGAGGUUGGCUUCUUGUACCUCAAAAAUGUUGGAAUCCCGGAUUCACUCUUUGCGUCAGCCAUCUCCCACGGCCGGGCCUUUUUUGACCUGCCGCUGGACGAGAAACUCAAAAUCGAAAUGAAGAACGCGCCGUCGUUUCUGGGCUACAGCCGGCUCUCGGCUGAGGUGACGGCCGGAGCGGUCGACCACCGCGAGCAGAUCGACCUGUCAACCGAGCACGUCGUGCCGACGGCGCCCGGCACACCGAGAUACUACAACCUCCUCGGCCCUAACCAGUGGCCAGACGAGGCGGCGCUGCCGGGGUUCCGCGACACCUUCACGGCGUACAUGAAGGCCAUGGGCGCCGUCUCGAUGCGCUUCACGGCGCUGGUGGCCGAGGCCAUCGGGCUGCCGGCGUCGGCUUUUGAGCGCUACUUUGAGCGCAACGUCCAAGACCAGCAGCACAAGCUCAAGAUCGUCAAGUACCCAGACGUUGGGGAGCUGGGCGCCGACGGGGCGGCCAGGCAGGGCGUCGGCCCGCACAAGGACAGCAUGUACACGAGCUACCUGCUCCAGGCCAGCGGGCACCGCGGCCUGCAGGUGCAGAACCUCCGCGGCGACUGGGUCGACUGCCCGCCCGUGGACGGCACGCUGGUCGUCGCCAUCGGGCAGGGGCUCGAGGCGCUGACGGGCGGCGUGUGCGCGAGCACCACGCACCGCGUCCUAUCGCCCGCCGCCGGGGAGGGUGCCCGCUUCUCCAUCCCCUUCUUCCAGGGCGUCAGGCUCGACACCGAGUUCGAGGAGCUCGAGAAGGCGGGGCUGGGCCGCGCCGUGCCGGAAGAGGUGCGCGAGCAGCGCCGGAAAGUGCUGCUGGAGGGGAGCGGCGAGAGGCUGGACGACGUCGAGUUCACGUUCCGCACGGGAGGGGUCGCGACGACGCUUGGCGAGGCGACGCUCAGGAACCGUGUAAAGAGCCACCCGGACGUGGGCGAGCGGUGGUAUCCCGAUAUUCUGGCGAGCAUCAGGGAAGAGCAGAGGAUUGCCGGUAGGCAAGGGGCUGGGACGAGCACGGCGCCUGGGGUGGACAAGCUCAGGGGUGAUGCGCAGGCUGUUUGA
Pyricularia grisea is the source of this 1191-nucleotide messenger RNA. RefSeq lists its product as uncharacterized. The record is from RefSeq and is a predicted model, not a curated record. NCBI's taxonomy places the organism in Eukaryota, Fungi, Ascomycota, Sordariomycetes, Magnaporthales, Pyriculariaceae. Gene Ontology annotation, molecular function: dioxygenase activity. Bases 1 to 1191 code for a protein of 396 amino acids. The transcript has a single exon.